Molecule: messenger RNA, 372 nt
Organism: Amoebophrya sp. A25
Lineage: Eukaryota; Dinophyceae; Syndiniales; Amoebophryaceae
Source: the annotation of a GenBank genome assembly
GCCUUCGAAAGUUUUUAGACCGAAAAUACCAAGAGGCUAAAAGAACAACAAGAGCUUCUUUUAGUAGCCCUGCUCUGGUGGAAAACAAGAGCUGUAAUCAUCAAGUAGAGCAGCAACUGCAUGCUGUGCCAGGAGAUGUAGAAGCACAUGAUCAAGAAGUGCUACAACAACCUCCGCAAUCUCCUGUAGUCAUUUCUGCCGAUCCAUUGAGGCCAGGAGUAGACCUAGACUCACCUGAAGCACGCGAAGGAAAAGAAAGAGGAGCGGCGUUGGAGGAAGGAGAGCAAAAGGGUCUAGUCCUAGCACCCCCGGGCGAAGCGAUGGAAUCUGUCACGACCACAGAACCAGAAAAACAAGAAGUGCUACAAGGGC